AUGGGGUUCUUCGGCCGAUCUAAGAAGAAAGCAACGCCAGAGGCUCCUCCGUCGCCACCGCAAAGGCCCUUGCAGAAGUCUCGUCCUGGUGAGAAUAAGCUGUACGAAAGCCCGGUCCCGAGACAACCCCCUGGUUAUCUGCUACCGCCGCCGCCGACACGGCCGUCGCCUCCGGGGGUAUGUCUCCCUCCGUAUCACGACCAACGACCAUACCCUAUCGUUGUGAACCAGCACUAUUACUUGAGCGCGCCACCCUCUCAUCCAUUGCCCCCCAAUCCCUAUCUUCCCGGAAAUGGGCCUCCCCUUCCAGGGAGCAUUAAGAUCGGCUCAGCCGUCAAUUUGGCAAACGGUCUCACCCCGCUCAAUGUCGCUCCUAUGCCAUUAGACGAUGGGCUCCCGAGAUGGCAUGCGUAUGGCACACAGCUGCUCAACCAGACCGCUGCAUUGUAUGAUCAGAUCUACAGCAAUUUCAACAAUGUGAUGACCUUGAUCGACCGGGACAAGUAUGUUGGCAACGAAGCGGACCUCUUCAUGUAUCAGCCUCAACCAGCGGCACCUCCUCCGAAUGAGACACUGGAGCAAACAGCCGUCUCGCGCAAGACGCCUGUGCGUAAGGGUAAGAAAGAGAAGGAGAGAUCGUCGAAAGGGCAGAACGCGAUAACCUCAUCCCUCGCCUCGCGUGGAUAUUUUGCCAAGGUAGAGCUCUACACGAACGCGAAGUUGCCAUUAGAUCUACCCCCUCUUCGCUUGUAUUUCACAACAUACCCUCUUAUCUGCCUAGCGGCGCAGUAUGCGGAGAGGGUAUACGAGAAUCCUAGAGGAGCGGAAAGAGACGCACACAUCGACGCCGACUGGAAGACAGGAGCGAAAGCGAUGCGCAUCAAGUCCGUCCCGAUGGAUCACAUGGAUACUAUCGUCUUCGCCGUCCGGGGAACGGCGACGUUCAUGGACUGGGCCGUCAACUUAAAUACUGCGCCGGCAGCACCCGCCGGGUUCCUCGACGACGAGAAGAACUUCUGUCACGCCGGUUUCUUAUCAGUUGCGCGGAAGAUGAUUGCCCCCGUAGCCUCCCGACUCCGCUACCUCUUGGAAGAAAACCCGCGACGGUGCUCGUACUCGCUGCUCAUCACCGGCCACUCCGCCGGCGGCGCCGUGGCCUCGCUUCUCUACGCGCACAUGCUCGCCUCAUCGAAGGGCGCCUCCUCGGAGCUCAACAACCUGACGGGCUGCUUCAAGAGAGUGCACUGCAUCACGUUCGGCGCUCCACCAGUUUCCCUUCUCCCUUUGCAGAAACCCAAUAAACCCGAGCUUAGGAAGGCCGUGUUUCUAAGCUUCGUCAACGAGGGCGACCCCGUCGCGAGGGCUGAUAAGGCGUACGUGAAGAGUCUUCUCGAGCUGCUCGUGGCGCCUCCGCCCACAGAGGCCAAGGGCCUACGAAAGGAGCCGACUACAUCGAAGACUCCGUAUUCAAAGCAUGGCAAAUCACAUGCUAAGAGGAGCUCCACCAUAUCCGUUGCUUCGAAGACGUCUAAGGCUCCUGCAAAGACCUCGCGGUCCUCCCACUCGUUGACCAGGGCCGGCAAACCGAAACCUUCGGGUCCGGUGUGGAAAGUCCCUCAGAGUACAUUGAGCAACGCUGGACAAAUCGUCGUGCUAAGGUCGAGGGACUCCAAUACCAAUAUUAAGCGAGAGAGAAGCGUCGAGGAGCGUCUGAAGGAGGGCGUUUCUGCUCGGGUUGCCACAGACGAGCAGCUCAGGGGUCAGAUUUGGGGUGAUCCCGUGUGUCACGUAAUGAAGUUAUAUGCCGGUCGAGUUGAACAGCUCGCAGUCGACGCGGUUACGGCAAGGGGACGUUGA
Molecule: messenger RNA, 1857 nt
Organism: Durotheca rogersii
Lineage: Eukaryota; Fungi; Ascomycota; Sordariomycetes; Xylariales; Xylariaceae
Product: alpha/beta-hydrolase
Exons: 3
Coding region: 1-1857 (618 amino acids)
Biological process (GO): lipid metabolic process
Source: RefSeq, a predicted model, not a curated record